UUUUAAUCCCUAAAAACUGUCAAAGGGUUGUCGCCUCUCGCUCGUCUCAACCUCUCUUCAUUCCACACCAAUGGACGGAUCCGCCGACGAGGGAAGGCAUAAAUUUUUGCCAAAAGUCAGUGAGUAUGGGAGGGUUACUGUUUCGGGAUAUAACAUUAGGCUGACUCCUCUUGCCGAUGUCGAGAGGGCGUUGAGAGAACAUUUCACUCCAUGUGGAGAGAUCACGGAUGUAUGUUGUCUCAGGAGAAUUGGUUAUAUAUAUUUUAUGGGAGAAGGCGCAGUCGAUAAGGCCAUGCAACUUAAUGGAAGUGAUGUGGAAGGAUGGAAUGUCGCUGUUGAGCCUUUUCCGUUUCCCGAACAUGCAAACGAUAGCGUUGUGGUAAGAGUUGAAGGAUAUGACACUUCCCUUAGUAAGAUUGAUAUCCAGAGCGCUUUGAGUAAUCUGUUCUCUUCAUAUGGAGAGAUCCAGUGCCUCAUUAUUCUCGAGGGCUAUGCACAGGUUAGUGUUGAAGGAAAAGACAUUGCUGAUAAGGCUCUUGAACUUAAUGGGAGCGUCAUGGGAGGACGCAAAUUAGCUAUUGAGGUGCUUUGUAGACCGUAUUUACCCACUACCCACAUGCGCCGCCGCUACAGGUGGCCACUACCUGGUCUCCAACCAUAUCCCGACAGCUCUACCAGUGAUGCAGUCAUUCCACAAAGCAGGAGUGAAAGCUCCAAGACUCCCGAUAAACCUGUUGAGAAGAAAAGGAAGUUAAGUAAGGAAGAGGCUACAGCUACAUUAAAGAGUAAGACCAUUCCUACUUUAGUUGAGAAGCAAACACCUGAUCUAGCUGGGCUCGUUGUUUACGAUAUAUGCAUGGGCGACGGCAAGAAGAAAGCUGAUCCUGGAAAAUGGGUUACUGUCCACUAAACUGCAAGGCUUCAUAAAAAUGGGAGGAUUUACUAUUCCACCUGUGGAGGGCAUCCUCAUGAGUUUCGUGUAGCAGGAUAUUGUGCCAAGUGAGUAUCGGAGGAGCUGGAGGGCGUUGCUUGUUUGUUUCCAUGGUGUUUCUUCAUCUGCUUUGACAACGACCCAGUUUGUCCUCUCUCUCUUUUUAUUUUGUUUCCUGGGUUUUUUUAGCUUCGAAUUUGUUUAAUUGAAGUAGAGCUCUGCAUAAAAAAAUAAUGAUCUUUACUUUGCUGAAAUGGCAUCUUCUUCUAAUAAUAUUGAGGAAAUGAUGGAUAACUA
This is a messenger RNA of Camelina sativa (false flax), 1228 nucleotides long. RefSeq lists its product as uncharacterized. Gene Ontology annotation, molecular function: poly(A) binding. Lineage: Eukaryota; Viridiplantae; Streptophyta; Magnoliopsida; Brassicales; Brassicaceae. The record is from RefSeq and is a predicted model, not a curated record.